Molecule: messenger RNA, 1645 nt
Organism: Tuber melanosporum (Perigord truffle)
Lineage: Eukaryota; Fungi; Ascomycota; Pezizomycetes; Pezizales; Tuberaceae
Exons: 5
Coding region: 373-1425 (350 amino acids)
Biological process (GO): Golgi vesicle budding; Golgi organization; Golgi to plasma membrane protein transport
Cellular component (GO): Golgi cisterna; trans-Golgi network; cytosol
Molecular function (GO): phosphatidylinositol-4-phosphate binding
Source: RefSeq, a predicted model, not a curated record
GGCGUCGAUACCUUCUUCCUCUCAUGUCAUGAUCAUCCUCCACCCGUGACGCCUCAAAUACGAGUAAUACUGCUCAUUGAACUCGCAACCCUAACUCUCCUCCAACAACCCCCCUCCUCUCGUCCAUGGUAUCGUGCUACAGUAGUUGCACCCAGUCCUACAAGCACUUGACACAGCCAACCCGCGUCCCGUCAUACCGCCGAUAAACCCUUCCAGUAUCAUACCUCCUAAAUCAUCUCACUGUCGUCGCGUACCGCUUCUACCUCUCAUCACUCGACAAACUACCGCAAACCUUCAGCAGCGUGAGGUGCCCCGUAGCACGGGUACAGCCGAGUUAAUCGAUCGAAAAAGCUAUCAUACAAUCUACAUAUUAUGGCGUCGAAUACCGGUUUGACACGGAGGAGAGGUGGUGGUGGAGGUGGAGGCUCGGCUGGAGACGAAGUUGAUCGCAGCAGUUCACCAUCUACUUCUAGACCAGCGGAACCCCGAAGCGGGGAGACAUCAUUCACUACUGCUGAGAAUGGACAUAAGAUUGCUUUUGAUCCCAGAGACAUCAGUGAGAAUCAGGAGAGGAGUAAACAACCAAAGCUUACUCUAAUGGAGGAGAUAUUGCUUCUAGGUUUGAAGGACAAGCAGGGAUACCUUUCUUUCUGGAACGACAACAUAUCUUAUGCACUCCGUGGUUGCAUCGUUUUGGAGCUUGCCUUUAGAGGCCGUGUUAGCAUGCAGAAGGAUUCUAACAGAAGGAGAUUCCCGUUAUCGGAUAGGAUAAUCGAGGUGAUUGAUGAUACUCUCACCGGAGAAGUGUUGCUUGACGAGGCUCUGAAAAUGAUGAAAGCAAGCGAAAAGAUGAGCGUGAGCUCCUGGAUCGACCUUAUGAGUGGCGAGACCUGGAACCUGAUGAAAAUAGGAUACCAGUUGAAGCAGGUCCGCGAGCGCCUAGCCAAGGGUCUAGUAGAUAAGGGAAUCUUGCGCACAGAGAAGCGUAACUUUCUACUUUUUGAUAUGGCUACCCAUCCGGUUGCAGAUGGCGGAGCGAAGGAUGAGAUAAGACGCCGUGUCCGAAAUGUUCUUACUUCUCGCACAGUUGUCUUGCCCGGAAAUCCGUUCUUGCCAGAAGACUUGGAGUUCCGUUAUCUACGGACAGUGGCCAUGGUCUGUGCUGCGUAUGCGGCAAACGUACUAGAGAACGCUUUGGCUACUCUUGGUCACGAAGCUAGGGAGAGGGCCUUUGCUCACGUAGACGAGCUAUUGGCCGAGUUUUCACAAUGGCCAUUCGCCAAGAGAAACACUGCUGGUGGGGUUGGACAAAACUUGGGGACUGCCACUACGGAGGAAUUGAAUAAGAAUAAAGAUCGGGAGCUCCAGAUAGAGGUCGUCGCUGCUGUACUGAGCGUCUUUACAAGACUCGAUUCACUACUCUGAUGCAAAAUCUUCUAAAUUCAUUCACCGAAAACUCCUUUUGAGUUCUGGUGUGAUGGGCUAUCUUGGCUAUUUUCGCGGUCCUGAUUUCCAUCGCUCAUUGCUUCUCCCGGCCUGUUUAAUUCGGUGGGUGUAAAAAAUGAGGGACGAAAAAAUCUUUAGUGGGAUGUUCGUCUUCCGCAUUUUACGCAAAAUGAAAAACCGAGGUUUAUUGCUUUCCCUG